Perkinsus marinus ATCC 50983 is the source of this 1136-nucleotide messenger RNA. RefSeq names its product isoleucyl tRNA synthetase, putative. The transcript is spliced from 10 exons. Gene Ontology annotation, molecular function: ATP binding; isoleucine-tRNA ligase activity. The coding region runs from base 1 to 1002 and encodes 333 amino acids. Gene Ontology annotation, biological process: isoleucyl-tRNA aminoacylation. The record is from RefSeq and is a predicted model, not a curated record. NCBI's taxonomy places the organism in Eukaryota, Perkinsozoa, Perkinsida, Perkinsidae.
AUGAUGCCUGACCCCGACGUUCAAGGCCUCGACCCAGCUAUUGUGACUGCCCUCAACCGUGUGCAGACUGUUGUGACCAUGGGCCGUCUGUUGCGCGACCACCGUACGGUUGGUCUCAAGACGCCCCUCAGGCGUAUUCGGGUGAUUGCGGAGGACCAGUCUUACCUUGAUGAUAUUCACAGGCUGGAAAACUACGUCAAGGACGAGUUGAAUGUGAUGAGCUUGGAGACAUCCGCGGACACUAGCAUGCUGGCCACUGAGGUCGCGCCCAACUUCCGAGCUCUCGGUGGUCUGGUAGGGAAGCAGAUGAAGAAGGUUGUCGCUGAUAUUAAAGCUAUGACCCCAGACCAGAUUAAGGAGUUCCAGAAGACUAACUCGAUCGAGAUUCAAGGCUUUGAGCUCACCCCUGAAUAUAUCACCGUGACUCAUACCAUCAAGGACCUUGGUGAUCCCAACCUCGAAGCCACUAGUCAGGGCGACGUCACUGUUAUACUGGACUUCACCAAGGAUGAGGACCUCCUUCAGCUAGCCUUGGCCAGGGAGAUCACCAACAGAGUGCAGAAGCUUCGUAAAGAGGUAGGCUUACAGCAGGACGAUCCGGUUGAGAUGUGGGCCAGCUCUACUGUGAAGGAGGUGACGGAGGUUCUGGAAAAGAAGUCGGAUUAUAUCGACCGUCUGUUGAGGAGGCCUUUGAUGAACGCUAAGGAUCUGCAGGGCCACGAGGUGACGAUAGUGCAAGAGAAGUUCGAUAUCGAUAAAGAGAACUCGGUGACUGUGAGUAUCACUCGUAUGGGACCUCACUUCAACAUGAAGGAGUUGGACACUUUAAGUGGUGGCAAUAAGGAGGUGCAAGAAAUGCUGAAGCAAUACGUGAUGUCGCAUUCAACGGCUGAGCUCGUUGAUGGUGUGGAGCCCCUCUGUUUGAAUGGGAAAUCUUACGCUUUGAAAAACGGUGUCCACUAUAGUGCCAACGGCGUGGCUGCGGUUUCCUGGGGCGCGUAAAUGGCGAGGAGGAUGUAGAAUUAUUACGUGUAUUAGUUCCUCAUGAGGAAGAGUAGUAACGGUUAAACCACUGUUGUUAUCAUUAACAGCCUUACAUCGUCGAUGCCUGAGUAUAUGCCUCCUUUCGUUUCUUC